This is a messenger RNA of Loxodonta africana (African savanna elephant), 2027 nucleotides long. It is a transcript of the gene TEDC2, whose product is annotated as tubulin epsilon and delta complex 2. The transcript is spliced from 10 exons. The record is from RefSeq and is a predicted model, not a curated record. The coding region runs from base 119 to 1759 and encodes 546 amino acids. NCBI's taxonomy places the organism in Eukaryota, Metazoa, Chordata, Mammalia, Proboscidea, Elephantidae.
UCUCGGCUCAGGAUUGGAUAACCCGGCCGGAAAGAGACCGUCUUCUCACACGGAAGGGGCGGAGCUUCCCUUUGGCGGCAACCCGCGGGGGACAGCCGCCACCACGGCCGUCACCUCCAUGCUGCCUGCCGACUGCUCGCUCCGGCUGGUGGCCGAGCUGCGGGCCGCGCUGGAUGCCUGCGGCGAGCAGCAGAGGCAGCUAGACCAGAGCCUGCGAGUCUGCCGGCGACUGCUGAGGGCCUGGGAACCAACCAGACCCGCAGCUCCAGAGCCAACUCCAGGGCCAGAACCGAAUGAAGAGGACCCAUCUCCAGCAUGUGCACCCAGCCUUCAAGACCUCACGGAGCUGGAGCUAUUGACCCAGGCGCUGGAGAAGGCUGUACGGGUGCGAAAAGGCAUCUCUAAGGUUGGAGAGGGAGACAAGGCCCCCAGCCUGAAACCCCGGACAGUGGCCACCCCUCCUGCCACCACAACCUCAGUCCCACCCCAGGCCCCAGGUCAGGCUGGCAACGGAACAUCAGAGACAAGAUCCCCCAGGGGCAUCCGCCAACCCAAGGUGCCGGCCAGGAGCCUCCCGGAGCACAGGCUUCUGUCCACUAGGGAGAGGACCUCUCUGGGGAGAGGAGCCCGAGCCACCAGGCCCAGCCUUGGGGACCAACAGGUGACCCCAUCAGUGACUCCUCUGGUUCCAGAAGCUUUCACACUCAAGGAGAAGGGGACCCUGCUGCGACUGCCCAUGGCCUUCUGGAAGGCAGCGUCCCAAAAUGCUCAGAGACAUUGUACCAGCUUUGUCAAGGCAUUGAGAAGAGUGAACCAGGCAGCCCCUUCCCAUGUUUGUACUAUGCCUGGCAAACUGAGCAUCGUAGUUACUAGUCUACCGCCCCCACCUGUCUCCGAGGGAAGGACAGCCCCUCCCCUUCAUCCUGUAAUAUCUGUUAGCAUUUCCCAGAGGCGGUCACCUUUGUCCUUGUUUCCUGGUCAGUGUCCCCUCAUUCCCCAAGGCCUCUGGGGGUCCUUCCUGGCAUUCAGGAGAGCUAGACAUCCCAGCUGUGGCCCUGCCUGGCCUUGCCCAGCUGGCUGGAAUAAUUGGCAUCCCUCUCCUGAUUCCUGGGUGCUCGUGUGUCCCAGUCUAUGGGCCCAGAUCGACUCUACACAGGCCAGUGACUCUGCGAAUGCCACGGCCAGAACCCGAUUCCUGCUGAAAAUGCAGGCAGCUUCAGGCUGGCCUGGCGUGGGGCUCAGUGCGGCCGUGGUGGAGGCAGAGGUGGGGCGCCUACGGAAGGCCUGCUUACGGCUGAGACUGCGCAUGGGGACUGAGCUGGCGGCAGCCCCCACCGACUGCGUGCAGGAAUACCGCUGUCUGCUCCUCCUAGAGGGGCUGCAGGCCACAGUGGGGCAGUGUCUUCACUGGCUGCAGGAGCUUCGCAAAGUGGUUGCUAAACAUCACCUGGAGCUGUGCCCCUCAGGGAUGCCCGCUAGGGCCUCAUGUCUCUGUGAAGGAGGUGCUGAUGCAGCCUGGAGCCCCCAGCCUCUUCUCUACUCCAGCACCCAGGAGCUGCAAACCCUGGCAGCCCUCAGGCUGCGAGUGGCCAUGCUGGACCAACAGCUCCACCUGGAAAAGGUCCUGAUGGAUGAGCUCCUCCCUCUGGUGAGGACCCAGAGGCCUUGCUGUGUGGCCGUGUGCCGGGCUGUGCACAGCCUGCUCUGCAAUGGAGGCCAGCACUUCCCCACGGUCCUGCAGGACGAACCUGCAGACUGAGCCGUGCCCUAGCUGCCCAGGGCCUCCCUGUGAAAGGAAGGUUCCAGGGGGCGGGGCGGCCACAUGUCCCACAUCCAGGCCCUUCCAUAGGACUCUAGAGCCUUAGCACAAUGACACCUGCAGGUCCGUGCCCCACUCUGCCUUCCUGGGAGCGGGGGGGACUGGAGGCCGUGCAGAGCCUAUCUCAGCUACUUCUGCUUUCUCUCGCUGUAGACUUGAAAGCCACCAUGUGACAUUAAACUCCUUUGAAAAGCAUAUUUAAAAACUA